Molecule: messenger RNA, 1852 nt
Organism: Pocillopora meandrina
Lineage: Eukaryota; Metazoa; Cnidaria; Anthozoa; Scleractinia; Pocilloporidae
Source: the annotation of a GenBank genome assembly
GAUCUGAACUUCAACAGUGACGGUGCAUUAACUAUCGGCAGCCGAGUAAAUGACGACGAAAGGUUCUAUGCUGUUAGACAGCCAGUAAAAGCGGAGGUAUUAUGCCUUACCUUUAUGCCUUUAUGCCUUUCAUAAAGAUGUAAAUCCAUCAAAAAUGCUCGAAAUACUAUUCCAACACUCACAAUAAAGUAAUCGUAAAAAUAGUUCAUGGAAAAACUCUGUUUUGUUAUAAGUUCCUAAUAUUCAUUGCAUCACUGAAAACUUUUGUCAGAGAGUCAAGGUCUUGAGACAAUAAUGAAUAACAAGUUGACACCCUCACGAUCGUCACUGGUGGCAGGAGGAAGUCCUGAGGGUUAACUGGUGAUAUUUUCUCCCAAAAAGGUUUUCUCAAGAAGGGUUUUUCUCCCAAAGCCUUUAAUUACCAUAGGACACGUUUUGAUAACUAUUACUCAUUUGUACAACCUAGAGCUCAUGAGGUAAGAUGGCUGGAUUCAAUGUUUUAUAUGCUUUCCUGUGACCCCUUGAAUCAUGCUUACAAUAUACUUUAAUAUAAUUUCAAGGAAUCAUGAUCAAAUUGAAAAUCGUUCGUAAAAUUGUUUAAAAGCUAGCUGAAAACUGAAGUCCAUAUAGUAAAAGUGCUACGUAUUAUUUUAGGUGUUUUCAAAAAACCAGUUAAUGUUGCUGUUGGAGACGUGAGGGAAAAUGGGAUCAUGGUCGACGAUUCACAGAAGUCGACAUGUGUGACAGCGACGCCACAGGCAGGAAGUAAAGGAAAACGCGUCAGGUUCUAACUACUGCUGAAGUAUUGUUCAUCUUUCAUAUUCACGUCUUUAUCUGCAGUUCAAAUACAUGACUUUCAUAUAUUCACAACCGUUUAUUCACCACUUCACGGGUUUAUUUGGAACCAACACAGUGACCAGCUCCCAGUUGGCUUGUUAGCUCAGUUGGUAGAGCACUGCACCGGUAUCGCAGAGGUCAUGGGUUCAAAUCCCGUUCAGGCCUGAAUUUUUUUAAGGCCUUCUUUUCACUACUGCUUAAGUAGUGUUCAUAACUACGAAGAUGGCUUUCAUAUUCACAGCCUGAUACUGUAAACGUAACUUGAAAUGAGACAAGAAAUGUACAUCAAGGUAAUAGAUACUGUCAUUGAUGUGUAAUAGGAAUGUACAUGCAACACAUAACAAAUUUAACUCCAAGAGUAUUGUGAUUUAAUGUUCUGCUAUACAUUAAUGAUUUUCAUCACUGUUUAACGAAAUUAGACUGCCACCUUUUUCCGAUGAUAAUAAUGUCUUUUAUUCUGGAAAGAGUCUGACCGUAUUAGAUUUUGUGAUAAAUGCUUAACUCCUUAAUGUUGAAACUUGGCUCUCUGCUUGUAACUGAGCUUUCUCUAAAGAUUAUCAAGUCUAUUUUCGUCAUCUUCCCCAUCCAAAGACGAAAAAAUAUAAACCUAGAUUAUCCAUAUAUGGAAAAAUCUUAAAUGAAGAAACUUUAUUCGAUAUCUUGGAGUAAUUAUUGACGCUCAUCUUUGUUGAAAAAUGAGAUUUUGCUAAUAGCAAUGCGCUCGUCAAUCUACAUUACGCUCUAAUUCAUCUUUUUCCAUUUUUUUUCCUUCAUAGCGUGGGGUAAUUCCUAGAUGUCGAAUCUCAAUCCCAUAUUUUUUCAUCAAAAUCAUGUUAUUCGUUUUGUCACUUUCUCCUCAUUCCUAGAACGUACUGGCCUUAUCUUUAAGUCCUUAAAAAUCCUGAGAUUUUUUAUGUUUCCAAUUUAUUCAAUAGUUAUUUUUACGGGUAUAGCAGUUGUGCAUCUUCUUAGCCGACUGACUUCUGCUUCCUCUAAAACCGCGAGCAUUAGGUAG